This is a messenger RNA of Homalodisca vitripennis (glassy-winged sharpshooter), 567 nucleotides long. Its product is annotated as matrilysin-like. NCBI's taxonomy places the organism in Eukaryota, Metazoa, Arthropoda, Insecta, Hemiptera, Cicadellidae. Gene Ontology annotation, biological process: proteolysis; extracellular matrix organization; collagen catabolic process. Gene Ontology annotation, cellular component: extracellular matrix. The record is from RefSeq and is a predicted model, not a curated record. The transcript has a single exon. Gene Ontology annotation, molecular function: metalloendopeptidase activity; zinc ion binding. The coding region runs from base 1 to 567 and encodes 188 amino acids.
AUGCGGUUACUUGUACUUGUACUGGUCCACCUGACCGCAGCAAACAAGACCCUGACCUACUUCGAGAAAUACGGCUAUCUCAACAGCAACGGAACAUCGCUGACUAACAAUAUUAAGGACGCCGUUACGAGGUUCCAGGAGGUCUUCGGACUACAGGUGACCGGAUAUGAAAACGAGGAGACGCUGAAGCUGAUGGACACACCCAGAUGCGGUAACUCGGACGAAGGCAUAGCCCCGUUUUCCGUGAACCCAUUAGUUAAAUGGAACUCAACUCGGGUCACGUGGAACAUGAUUGGCUCUGGCAUCCAGUAUGCUAACAUCGUUAAGAGAGCGUUUUAUUUGUACUCCAAACACUCUGCUCUCGAAUUCCGUAGAAGUUACAGUAAUCCCACUAUAAUGGUAGUGAUUUCCCCUAAGAAACACGUGGCGUACUACCUUAAAAGCACUUGCAGUUACGAUUUUGACGGUCCAGGUGAUGUUCUCGGCCACGCCUUUCUCCCUCGACCGUGGCUGAACCAAUCGGAUAUACACCUUGAUUUCGAAAGAGGACUGGGACUUUACAAUUAA